Molecule: messenger RNA, 516 nt
Organism: Coprinopsis cinerea okayama7#130
Lineage: Eukaryota; Fungi; Basidiomycota; Agaricomycetes; Agaricales; Psathyrellaceae
Exons: 3
Coding region: 1-516 (171 amino acids)
Source: RefSeq, a predicted model, not a curated record
AUGUCGAGUCCUUACCUCUUCUUUUACCUGUUCUUCCAAGUGACGUUCGCCUUUGUCGUAGACGUUCAGCAUUCGCACGCCCACCACGACCUAGCGCAACGACAAUCGGUGCGACUGUGUCCAGCCGGGAGCCUCGAAUGUGUCGGAUAUUGCUGUAUAGGAGACUCGUGCUGCUCUCAUGGAGCUGAGCCCUGCUGCAUAGCUGGCGCCUCGUGUCAGGUAUUCGACCAUGCUCCCCUUUGCUGCGUGAAAGGCGUGAAUUGCGGAGAGGUUCUGUCAUCUGUCGCGGCGCCCACCCCGACUUCCACCGUAGGCCUGCCGCCCCCUCAGUCGUCAAUAUCGUCGAUAUCGUCAGCGUCGAUACCCACACCCAGUCCCUCGAGUACCAACAGCGACGAGGAAUCAAGCAGCAACAAGCUUCAGCUCAGCGACAGAAUUGCACUAGGAGUCGGAAUCGCAGUCGGGGUACCUUCUGCACUGGCUGCAAUUAUCCAGAUGUGGAAGUGGAGGAAGUAA